This is a messenger RNA of Nasonia vitripennis (jewel wasp), 1695 nucleotides long. It is a transcript of the gene Hr83, whose product is annotated as hormone receptor 83. Gene Ontology annotation, biological process: regulation of transcription by RNA polymerase II; anatomical structure development; cell differentiation. The record is from RefSeq and is a predicted model, not a curated record. The coding region runs from base 554 to 1585 and encodes 343 amino acids. NCBI's taxonomy places the organism in Eukaryota, Metazoa, Arthropoda, Insecta, Hymenoptera, Pteromalidae. Gene Ontology annotation, molecular function: zinc ion binding; nuclear receptor activity; RNA polymerase II cis-regulatory region sequence-specific DNA binding. The transcript has 6 exons.
AAGUAACAAACCAUCGCACGUCAAAAAUAACAAGCCACGUGCGCGCGUCCAAAAUAAAAUAAGGCAAACCUACACAAGAGCCUUUUCCUUAAAUCAGAGAACUUGGCAAAUACAUUAAUAAUUCGCCGUUGAUAGAGUCCAACUCCGAGAUUACGAUCGUUUGACGCAUACGACAAGCUCUGUUUGCUCUGGUCAACGAAAUCACACAUUUCUACUGUGAAUGUAAAUAGACCUCGCGCCGACUGACUGUGGAUAGAACCCCUUGAGCCUCAUAACGUUUGCUAGUACCUCGUCACGGCGAAAGGGUGUCGAACAAAUAUUAUCCCUCGGCGUUUCCGUCAUCGUGACACCCUCGAGUCUCCCGCCUCUACGGACUUGCUAACACUCCAAUACCGACACGAUCCCACGCCGAUCAACGAUCAUCCUGGUAUUGUCGCGAGGUCGACUAGUUGGUUCGAUGUCGCGGACGAGGUUCCUUUUUUGACGAAGUGAAUUUGUCAGCCUUGCUCUAGUAUUACUUUUUUUUUAAAAUAAUUGUUGAAGUGUUAUAAAAAUGGGGAGAACACUUCCGAUACCAGUGCCUUGCAAGGUAUGCGGUGACCGAUCGUACGGCAAGCAUUACGGGGUGUAUUGUUGUGACGGAUGCUCCUGCUUUUUCAAGAGGUCUAUUCGUCGAGGAGUUCUCUACACUUGCAUAGCUGGAAAUGGAAGCUGCGUGAUUGACAAGGCUCGAAGGAACUGGUGUCCACACUGCCGAUUGAAAAAGUGCUUUGCUGUCAGCAUGAACACGGCAGCCGUUCAAGAAGAGAGAGGUCCACGAUCCAGAAGCAAAGCAUACUCGAUCGAGUCAAAUUACACGUGGAAAAUUUCGGCAAAUGUUAACAACAAGAGCCCAGACAACGCUAACGUGACUACCAACAUAAUCAGCUCCCAAAUCAGAGAAUCCACAUUCACUACGAGAAAUCUGAGCAAACUGUACGUAAAUCCAGAAUUGUCGCCACUUCCUAUUCUGGGUUCCUCUAUUUUCCCAAGUAUAGUCACAAAUGGUGAGGCGAUUCAAUACGAAGUUGCUGCCCAAAUUUUUCUGGCAAUCAUUCGUGGAGCUCGUCGACAUCAAGAGUUCUCCUCGAUAUCGUUCGAGGAACAGAAUACGAUUUUGCACAAAAAUUGGGCAGCAUUGUUUCUCCUCCGCUCAACGUCGUGGCCCUACGUCUUCGACAAUUUUCAAAGCAAUUCAAACACGGAAAAAAGUGGAUUGUUUCAUUUGAAAACAUCGCGGGAGGCUAUCGUGGCAUUGAAUCUGGACGACGUUGAAUUUCUGGCCUUAGAAACGAUCUUACUCUGUCGAAAAGAGCUAGCCGAGUCGAGCACUACAGCACAGACACUUUCGAAAGGUCAAGAAAUAGCCAUACAAACUCUCGUUCGCCAUCUCCAAGGGCGUGAAGAUCGAGAACGACGAUUAAUUGAAUUGCUUUUGCUGUUGCCUUUGUUGACUUCUUGUUGCCCAAGAGAACUAGCAAAUUACCUGUUUGCACCUAUUAUUGGUAACGCGGCACUUGAGAAGGUCAUUGCUUCGAUCCAAUAAAAUGAAUGAAAAUCUGUGAGACAUUAUUCUAGUCAGCUCCUAGUGAUCGUAUUUUAAUUGUAAAGCUUUGAAAUUUUGUACAUAAAAAUAAAAAUUGGUUUACCAAAUGA